AUGUCGAUGCUGAUUUCCGAUGACGAUGUUGAUGGCCUGGACUUCGAAUCGAUCGAUCUUGAUGAUGAAGAACCGCGUCCGAGACACUUCAAACAAACAGGAAAGCGCAAGGCCCAACCCAGUCACGACAAUGACGACGCAAGCAUGCCCCGAGCAGUGCGCCAACGACCCGGAUUGGAAGAGUCAAGUGCGCCGGAUGACAUCUCUUCACGUCGAGCCAACGAAGAUGAAGAAAGGAAGUCGGAGGAACAACAUGACACACCGACUUCCUCCGCGUUUUGGCAUGCGAGUGCAAACGCCGUCGAAGCAGCGGUCGAUUUUUCGGAGCCGUCGACAUUUGAAGAAGCAGUGUCUGGCCCGGACCAAGUACACUGGCGCAAGGCAAUUGAUGCGGAGCUCGAUUCGAUGAAGCUUCGCGGUGUCUUUCGUGCGGCCAAGUUACCCAACGGACAAAGCGCCAUUGGCACAAAGUGGGUCUUCAAGAUCAAGCGCAAGGCGGAUGGGUCGAUCGAGAAAUACAAGGCACGACUUGUGGCCAAGGGUUUUCGCCAAAAGUAUGGCAUCGACUACACGGAGACGUUCUCGCCCGUGGUCAAGUAUGUGACGCUGCGAAUGGUCAUCGCCAUUACCAAGCACUUUGGAUGGCCCCUCGACCAGCUCGAUGUGGUGACUGCGUUCCUGUAUGGAGUGAUGAAGGAGAAGGUGUUCUGCGCUGUUCCGGAAGGCGUCAAGAUGGAAGGUGAUUUUGACUGUCUCGAGCUGAUCAAGGCGAUCUACGGUCUCAAGCAAGCCUCGCGUGUUUGGAACGAGACCUUCGACGAGUUCAUACGCUCGAUUGGUUUUCAAGCGUCGGGAUUCGAUCCAUGUCUCUACAUCAUGACUUCGGAAGGCCAUUGUGUUUUUGUGCUGGUCUACGUGGACGAUGUCUUGGUGACUGGAAGCUCGCUCGAGAUGAUUGCGCGCACCAAGAACGACCUGAAGACACGCUUCGAGAUGACUGACAGCGGCAAGUGUGCCUUUGUUCUUGGGAUCGAGCUUUUGGACGAUGAAGAUGGCAGCGUGACUAUGUGUCAGCGCCGUUAUGUCGAUGAUAUCCUCAAGCGCUUUGGAAUGGAUGAGUGCAAGGCUGUGGCAAGUCCGGUGGACGUCAGCUCUCGACUGGUUCCAAGCAACUCUGCAAGCAAGGUGGAUGUCCCAUUCCGUGAAGCAGUGGGUGCUUUGAUGCAUCUGACGACUGCAACGCGACCGGACAUCGCCUAUGCUGUAAGCUUUGUGUCACGGUUCAUGGAGAAACCCCAAGAAGAACACUGGGUUGCAGUCAAGCGCAUCUUCCGCUACCUACAAGGCACCAAGAUGCAUGGAAUCUGCUACAAGCCAAGUGCGAAGAUCGACUUUCGUGGCUAUUCAGAUGCAGACUGGGCCGGUGACCUUGCUGAUCGCAAAUCGACGUCCGGCUACGUCUUCAUGCUAUUGGGUGCUCCGGUGAGUUGGGGCAGCAAGAAACAGCCAAGUGUGUCACUGUCUACAAGCGAAGCGGAGUACAUCGCGCUCAGCCUGGCGAUCCAAGAAGGCAAGUGGAUCAAUCGCUUGCUGUGCGAGAUCAUGGCGGCUGCAAACGAGGAAGGACCCGAGCUCGUCAUCCGUGAAGACAACCAGUCGUGCAUCAAGAUGACGAAGAAUCCGGUCAACCACGGCCGUGCUAAACACAUCGACAUCAAGUACCAUCACAUCCGUGAUGAAGUCAAGCGCGGCGAAGUGAAGCUUGAAUACUGCGAGACGACGUUGAUGUUGGCGGACAUCAUGACGAAGGGACUUCACGGACCGCGUCACAAGGACUUGACGGCGGCGCUUGGCAUCCGUGCGUGUUCGGAUUGA
Messenger RNA from Peronospora matthiolae, 1875 nucleotides. The record is from the annotation of a GenBank genome assembly. NCBI's taxonomy places the organism in Eukaryota, Oomycota, Peronosporomycetes, Peronosporales, Peronosporaceae.